Molecule: messenger RNA, 1422 nt
Organism: Linum tenue
Lineage: Eukaryota; Viridiplantae; Streptophyta; Magnoliopsida; Malpighiales; Linaceae
Source: the annotation of a GenBank genome assembly
GAACUCUACAGCAACCCAUGGACACCUGUCAUUUUGCUUUCCCCUGCAUGUGAUACUUGUAUAGUUAUUCAGGCUUAUAGAGGGAUUACUACAGCAAGUCGAGUCUUCAGGGCAACAAUGAAGGUCAUAGAAGUGGAUCGAUGCCAGAUACAGGAGUGGUACCCGAAGUUCAAGUCAGUCUCCAUCCCAACCAUCAUUCACCAACUCCCGCAAUCAUUCAUCGAGUACCUGCUCGACUCAGGAACCUUGCAACUUCCUCUCUCCAUAUCAAAUGAAGACGCUCUGCCAAACAGAGUCCAAAACCCCAUCGACGAACUAGACUAUCAACUAAGAGAAGAAUCCUCCGACAACGAUGAGGAAUCAGAUCAAUCUGCAUCGUCACCCCCACCUUGUUUCCCAGACCUGGAACUCCAGAUCAAGAAUUCGAUCGAAGCACUAGGAGGUGCAGUUUUUCCUAAGCUGAACUGGAGUUCACCCAAGGAUGCAGCUUGGAUAAGCUCAUCGAGAAACCUCCGCUGUACUUCAUUCAGCGAGAUAGCACUCUUACUCAAGUCGUCCGAUUCCUUGGUCCACGAUCUAAGCCACGCCUAUGAUUCGUGCUGUGACAGAAAAGAAUUGACUAGGCCCUCGAGUUUCUACAUUGCUCUCCGGAAAUGGUACUCUUCAAUUUUGCCAGAGAGGGAAUUCCGGUGCUUUGUACGUGGUCAGUGGCUGGUGGGGAUCUCGCAGCGUGAGGUCACCACAUGCUAUCCUUUGAUUCUGGCAGAGAGGGGCGUAAUUCAGGAUCUGAUUGUGGGGUUCUUCGAGGAUCGGGUGAGGAUGAAGUUUGAGUCGGAUGAUUACACGUUUGAUGUGUACGUGACAAACGAUGGGCGGGUUAAGGUUUUGGAUUUUAACCCAUGGGCGGAGUUUACACUGCCUCUGCUGUUUACGUGGGAGGAAUUGGAAGGACUUGAUGGGGAGAAGGAGGAGGAUGUGGAGUUGAGGGUUGUGGAGAGUCGGUGUGGGAUUCGGCCUGGUUUGAAAACUGCUGUUCCACGAGAAUUUUUGGAGGUUGGCCCGGGGAGUGGAUGGGAGCAGGUGUUGAAGAAAGCAUUUGAGGAGUCGCAGCAGGAAGGGGCAUCAGAUGACGAUUGAGAGUUGUACUGUCAAAUGUCUACCAGCUUGAUAGGAUUUGGGAAUGUCAUCUUUUCUAGUCACCAAUGUGGUUGAAAUAGUUACCUAGGUGAAGAGGGUAGCAGCCGAGAAACCCAGUAGAAAGUUGGAGUGUCUGUGUAAAAUGACAACCUUGGCUUAAUCUUUCUGAGUGAUAUAUAAAAUUUGUCUUUUGUUGACAUUAUAUGCUUGAGCAGCUCCGAUUUCCUUCUCCAAUAACUGCUUAGAGGCUCCAGAAACUGCUAGGAAUGGAGUGGACCGGUUUAC